This is a messenger RNA of Corvus hawaiiensis (hawaiian crow), 3511 nucleotides long. RefSeq names its product coronin 2A (gene CORO2A). The coding region runs from base 55 to 1644 and encodes 529 amino acids. The record is from RefSeq and is a predicted model, not a curated record. Gene Ontology annotation, biological process: actin filament organization. NCBI's taxonomy places the organism in Eukaryota, Metazoa, Chordata, Aves, Passeriformes, Corvidae. Gene Ontology annotation, molecular function: actin filament binding. The transcript has 12 exons.
CCGCGGGCGGGCCGGGCCGAACUGGCGCGGCGCGGCUCCCGUGCGCACGUCCAGAUGCACGCCGUCAGCGGCAAGAUGUCGUGGCACCCGCAGUACCGCAGCUCCAAGUUCCGCCACGUGUAUGGCAAAGCUGCCAGCAGGGAUAAGUGCUACGACUGUGUGCCCAUCACCUGCAGCGUCCACGACAACCACUUCUGCGCUGUGAACCCCAGCUUCAUUGCGGUGGUGACCGAGUGCGCGGGCGGCGGUGCCUUCCUCGUCAUUCCCAUCAAGCAGACAGGCAAGCUUGAUCCACAUUAUCCCAAAGUAUGUGGGCACAAAGGAAAUGUUCUGGACAUCAAGUGGAACCCAUUCAAUGACUUUGUAAUAGCGUCGUGUUCAGAAGAUGCCACAGUUAAAAUCUGGGACAUCCCCAAUCAGUUGCUAAAAAGAAACAUCACUACUCCGAAGAAAGAACUCCUUGGGCAUAAUCGAAGAGUUGGUCUGAUUGAAUGGCAUCCCACAGCUGGUAACAUCCUCUUCAGCUCUGGCUAUGACUACAAGAUAAUGAUCUGGAACCUUGAUGUCAAGGAUGCUGUCCUUUCAGAGCCAGUGAAGAUUAUUCAUGUUCACAAAGAUGUGGUCCUCUCCAUGUCAUUCAACACAGAUGGCAGUCUCCUUGCCACUGCUUGCAGGGACAGGAAGAUACGUGUGAUAGACCCUCGUGCUGGAACAGUCCUACAGGAAGCAAGCUACAAGUCUCACAAAGCCAAUAAAGUCUUAUUCCUUGGAAACAUGAAAAAGCUGUUCUCUACUGGAACAUCUUGGUGGAAUAAUAGGCAAAUUGCAUUAUGGGAUCAAAAUGACCUUUCUGUACCUUUACUGGAGGAGGAUCUGGAUGGCUCCUCAGGACUACUGUUUCCUGUCUAUGACUCUGACACACACAUGCUUUACGUGGUGGGAAAGGGUGAUGGAAACAUACGGUACUAUGAGAUAAGCCCUGAGAAACCAUACCUGAACUACCUGAUGGAAUAUCGUUCUCACUUACCACAGAAGGGAAUUGGAAUGAUGCCAAAGAGAGGUCUUGAUGUGGCAGCUUGUGAAAUUUUCCGUUUCUAUAAACUGAUCCCAACUAAAAGCUUGAUUGAGCCCAUCUCAAUGAUUGUGCCUCGACGGUCGGAAUCAUACCAGGAAGACAUCUACCCCUUGACUGCAGCAGCCCAACCGGCACUGUCAGCACAACUAUGGCUGAACGGGUUUAACAAAGGACCUCUUCUGGUAUCCCUAAAACCAGGCUCUGAAGCUGUGAGCUCCUUACCACAGUGUCUUGACCCAGAGCCAUUUACAAAAGUUACUGACCUGAGCCAACAAGAGGGAGGAAGAAUGUCUCUGGAGGACAAGCAGAAGCUAGGAGAGAUCAGAGAUAGCAGAAAAAAGAUGAAAUCAGAGGAGGAAUUGCCAAGCAGUAAGAAAAUGUGCCUCUUCAGUGGCUCUGACAUAUUUGAGUGUCCACCACCAAAAACUGAAAAUGAGCUUUUGCAGAUGUAUUUCCGGCAACAGGAAGAAAUCCGUCGACUACGUCUGUUGGUAAACCAGAGAGAUGUCCAAAUUAAACAGCUGAAGCUGGAGCUCAUGAAUGUCAGAAUGGACACACAGGAUAACUGAGGGUGCUAGCCUGAAGCUCUUUGUAUCUGUGGAAAAUGGGGGAGACUUCAGUUCUUGUGGAUAACUCCUCCUAGGUUUUUUACUGGGGGUAAAAUUGAUAUUUCAGGCAGCAUGGACUUCCCUGGCUUGUGGUGAUCACAUUUCCCUAAUCAUCACCAGACAGUUUUUGAUGGAUUUGCUGUGCUUUUUCAGGCUCUCCUUGCUUGCCUGCUCACCAAUGUCAGAAACUUGUGUGUUAAUGCUAGUGAGAGACUUUGGAAAUUCUUGCUCUUCUGGUCCUGGAGAAGCUACAUGUUAACCUCUAGGAACAACCUGUUCUGCUGCCCCUCCAUGUGACAGGAGGAUGGGAGACUGAAGGCAGCUGCCAGAUCCUUUGCUCACCCUGAGGCCCAGCAAUGUGGCUCCUGUCCUCUUGCCCAGGGAGUCCACUCUGCUGAGCUUCAGAGGCACCUCUAACUCCAAAGGGAUCCUCAUGCACCCCUCUCACCUCACAGCUUGGCUCUGCCCCCAGGUGGUUUGGGAAGGCUGUGGCUGCCCUGACCUGGUGCUGGGGAUAGUCCCACUCUGAGUGGGAGGCUGCACUGGGGGUGCCAAGGGCCGGCACUUUUGUGAUAGGUAAAGAAGAGUCGGCAUUGGGGGAUCCUACUUUAAAAGGGUGAUGGUAUGGGCUAGUUCUCACCAGAGAAGCUGCAGAGUCUCUGUGUCCUGUGAGUCAGUGGCCUUCUUUCCCUCCUUCUGCCAAAGACCAGCUGCAGUCAGUUGGGGGUUCUCAGAGAAAUGAGGACAACAUUUAAAGCUGCAUAGUGUUGACAGCAGGGGAAUUUGCCAAGAAGGUUUAAAAGGAUGAAUGGGGAGUUGGACCCCCAACCCACUGCAGACAUUUCAGCAAUGGUGCUAGAAGAGUUGUGUCAACCACAGUAAGACUGCAGGGCUGUGGCCAGUCAUGAACAGCCCUCCAGGGCUGCUGAAGUAUCACUUGUCCUUAAUGCCUGCAGCUGCUGCUUCCUUAGCUCCCAGGUGCCUGAACCUUGUCCCAUUUCUGCAGCCAUCUACAGCUGCAGGUUCCCUCUUGCCAGCUGUGUUGUCCAGCCCCCUGCAUCCUCCCAGGCUGCUCAGCCUUCCUGAGCCCUGUGGCCACACUGAUCUGUGCCCUUCAGCACCAGCUCUCUGGCUCAAUGCUGGACCUUAUGGAGAUGUCUUAAACCCAAGCAGAGCAAACACUGUUUAACCUGUAUCUUUGCACCUCUAUUGUGGCACAUAGCAAUCACAGAAUCAGCUAGGUCCAGGGGAUAUGUCUAGGAUACAUCCUUGUCACCAGAUGUGUUUUAUUGGCUGCAUUUUUUUGUGCUCGUUUUUUCCAUACAAAAUAAAUUAUUUAAAUUAUUUCCAAGGUAAAGUAACUUUUCCUGGGGAUUUUUACAUCCUCUUGAGGACUGUUUCUUUGUUAUUCUGUGACUGACUAGCAUAGAGAAUGGUUGGUCACUGUGGUUCUUAUCCUAGGGUUGUGUUGAUUUCAGCAUUUAUGGAAAAGAAGGUGUUUUCAUUUAGGCUUUGGUGAGACUAUUUAAUCAAAACUUCUUUUUUAGACAGUAUGCCUGUAAAAGCGUGGACUGUGAAAUGUAUUUCAAUUUGGAGCUUAACUUCAACCACUAAUCUUUCACAUGGAAAAAACCUUGAGGAAAUAGAGUUAUGCAUUCAUGAUCUGUGCCUAAAUAGUCUUGAGUGAUCAUUUUAACAGUUUCUAAGACUCCUAAAAGCUUUGUGAGAAGCUGUUGAACAUGGGGAUAAAAACCAAAUCUGUGCAAUGAAAAGCAAAUAUAACUGAAUAAUAAAUAUAUUUAGAGUUUACUUUUUGAUACAUGCAAAA